This is a messenger RNA of Rhinolophus ferrumequinum (greater horseshoe bat), 2400 nucleotides long. RefSeq names its product otopetrin 2 (gene OTOP2). Gene Ontology annotation, biological process: proton transmembrane transport. The record is from RefSeq and is a predicted model, not a curated record. The transcript is spliced from 8 exons. Gene Ontology annotation, molecular function: proton channel activity. Lineage: Eukaryota; Metazoa; Chordata; Mammalia; Chiroptera; Rhinolophidae. The coding region runs from base 326 to 2023 and encodes 565 amino acids. Gene Ontology annotation, cellular component: membrane.
CGCCCGACUUCGCAGCGUCCAGCGGAGCGGGGGAUAGGGGAGCGGGAUAGAGGAAGAAGGAAUUUCGAUCACUGUGAGGGUGCCGGGGAAAGGGUCUCGAGGGUCCGGGCCAACAACAGAGGAGCACAGAGCUCGGAGAAAAGAUGGAUCAUGUGAGUGGGACUGAGAGGUGUACGGAGCUGAGCUUCUGUGGCUGUAAAUCACCCUGUCCUCCCCGCUAUAAAGCGCCUGUCCCACCAGGCGUGAGAGGAGACGCUCGCCGCCCUCUGACCCCAAGCUCAGCGCGGGCUCUUGGCCCAGCCAGUGACCCCUGCAACCUCCUGCCAUGUCGGAGGAGCUAGCCACCGGCCCCAAGGAGAGCCCGCGGGCGCCGCGGGCAGGACCCCGCGAGGUGUGGAAGAAGGGCGGCCGCCUGUUGUCCGUGCUGCUGGCCGUGAAUGUGUUGCUUCUCGCCUGCACGCUCAUCAGUGGCGGUGCCUUCAACAAGGUGGCGGUGUAUGACACCGACGUGUUCGCCCUGCUCACCACCAUGAUGCUGCUCGCGGCGCUCUGGAUCCUCUUCUACCUCCUCCGCACCGCGCGCUUCCCCGACGCUGUCCCCUAUCGAGAUGCGCACGCCGGCCCCAUCUGGCUCCGAGGUGGGCUGGUGCUGUUUGGGAUCUGCACUCUGGUCAUGGAUGUCUUCAAGACCGGCUACUACUCCAGUUUCUUUGAGUGCCAGUCGGCCAUCAAGAUCCUGCACCCUCUCACCCAGGCUGUGUUUGUCAUUGUCCAGACUUACUUUCUCUGGGUCUCUGCGAAAGACUGUAUUCACGUCCACCUGGACCUGACCCGGUGUGGUCUCAUGUUCACACUGACCACCAACCUGGCCAUCUGGAUGGCAGCUGUGGUGGACGAGUCCGUACACCAGGCCCACUUCCACAGCAGUUCUCACGGCAACGCCAGCCACUCCCGCCUCGCUCCUGACCCGGAGCGUGCGGGCAGCCAGGUGGGAGGAGACUGCCCCUGCGACACGGCCAUCUGCCAGAUCUUUCAGAAAGGCUACUUCUACCUGUACCCCUUCAACAUUGAGUACAGCCUCUUCGCUUCCACCAUGCUCUACGUCAUGUGGAAGAACGUGGGCAGGCUGCUGGCCUCUUCCACCCAUGGCCACGGCCAAGGCCACGGCCACGCCCCGUCCCGGGUCAGCCUCUUCCAGGAGACCUUCUUUGCCGGCCCGGUCCUGGGCCUGAUGCUCCUCAUGGUGGGGCUGGCCGUCUUCAUCAUCUACGAGGUCCAAGUGAGUGGGGAGGGGGACCACAGCCAGCACGCCCUGAUCAUCCACUACAGCUUCAACAUCGUCUGUCUGGGGCUCAUGACCUUGGGCAGCCUGGGCGGCUCAGUCAUCUACCGUUUUGACCGCCGGGCCAUGGACCACCAUAAGAACCCCACGCGGACCCUGGACGUGGCCCUGCUGAUGGGUGCCGCCCUGGGCCAGUACGCCAUCUCCUACUACUCGAUCGUGGCCGUCGUGAUAGGCGUGCCCAGGGGCCUGCUGGGGGGGCUCAACCUGGCCCAUGCUCUGCUCACGAUUGCCCAGCACACCUUCCAGAAUGUCUUCAUCAUCGAGAGCCUCCACCGGGGCCCCCCUGGGGCUAAGCCUCACGAGACCCCUCCCAAGGAGCCCUGCCUUACCUUUGCCAACCUGGAUGCCCUCCACCCCUUGCCCACCUGCCCGCCCACCCCCAGGCCGGUUGGCCCAAGCCCAGCAGGCCCUCAGGAGGCAAAGGCCAUCACCUUGGCCCCCAGGGGCCACUGGAGACGCCGAUGCCUGAAGGACAUUUCUCUGUUUCUCCUGCUCUGCAAUGUCAUCCUGUGGAUCAUGCCCGCCUUCGGGGCUCGCCCUCACUUCAGCAACAAGGUGGAGGUGGGCUUCUAUGGCUACUCCCUCUGGGCAGCCAUCGUCAACAUCUGCCUGCCUUUCGGCAUCUUCUACCGCAUGCAUGCUGUCUCUAGCCUGCUGGAGGUCUACGUGAUGUCCUGAAGCUCCGCCCCGCCCCACGACGGAGACGUGGAGGGAGGGACUCAGCUCAUGUACCCACCCAGAGACCCUCGGGAAUGAAACCCAGGCUGGCAGUCACUGUGCCACAUUACCACGCUUUCCUGCUGGCCUCAGAGUGGAAUUUUCACAAAAGUUUUUUUUUCUUUUUUCCCAGGAUGAGUUUUUAAUUCACAAUCAGGAGAUGCCUAUCCACCCCAGCAUGACCCUGGGGCAUGGGGCUAACCGGGAGGGAGACGUCUCCCUGCAGCUGUAGGACUAGUAACUGUUGGUGGCUCCAGCUCCACCCUUCAUCCCAGCCCUGUGACCUGGCCAGUGCUGCCAUCUGGAGCUGGGAACCAAUAAACCUGCAGUUUGCUCCC